UUUCUUACUUAUUUUUUGUCAGAUGGUCUUACUUUUUGGAGGGGAGGCCGGGCUACCUAAGGUCCGGUCAGCAAGAGGACAGGAGUUGACAUAGAGGCUUGGCGCGGGACACUCGAUCUUUCCCCCACAAGGAAGCUGAUAAAACCUUAUUUCUCCGACUGGCCACCCAAGCAGCGAAGUACUGCCAGUUUUCGAGGAGGUCCCAGGAAAAGUUAGGGAAGGGGUGUACAAAAAAAGAAGGAAAACGGGGAACCAAGCCGAUUCGUCCAACUGCAGGUCUCCGCGCGAUGCGAGUGUAAAUGCAGGGGCAAUGUCCCGUCGCAAGCAGGGAAACCCGCAGCACUUGACACUGUCACCGAGAGAGAGAAUAAAACCGGAAGCGGACCAUGUGUCGGAGGGCGACCACGCCCUGGACCUCACCCCGCCGAGCCCCGCGCAGGGCCUGGGCAAGCGUGACCUGCUGACCUGCGGGCAGUGCCAGACCAACUUCCCGCUGGGCGACAUCCUGGUGUUCAUCGAGCACAAGAGGGCGCUGUGCCAGGGCCUGACGGGGGCCCCCGGCUGCUACGACAAGGCCGGCGACCGGCGUGGCGGCCCGCCCUCGUCCCCGCGCCUCUCGCUCCGGAGGGGGGAGGAGCCGGUGGAGGUGGGCAUCCAGGUGACGCCCGAGGAUGAGGAGGAGGACGCGAGACGGCCGACGCUGACGCCCGCAGGAGGGGUCUGUCCCAAGCAGGAGAGAGUUCCAGCAGGCGGUGACGAGCCCUCCAGCUACAUAUGCACCACCUGCAAGCAGCCAUUCUCCAGCGCCUGGUUCCUCCUGCAGCAUGCCCAGAACACGCACGGCUUCCGCAUCUACCUAGAGCCUGGCACCUCCAGCUGCUCGCUGAGCCCCCGGAUCACCGUCCCUCCCCCCGUGGGGGUGGAGUCCAUGCCCCAGCCCCCCCUCGCCGGUUUCCUGGGCGAUGGCAACCCGUUCCACCUGCUCAGGAUGGCCGCGCCUGUGCUCCGCGAGCCGCCCGGCUUCAUGGAGGGCCGUCUGCCCGGCACGCCCCCCUUCAUGGCUCCGCCCCCCCGUCCCCACCUGGAGCGGCUGAGCGCGGAGGAGCUGGGCCUCAUGUCCCAGCACCCCAGUGCCUUCGAGAGGGUGAUGCGCCUGACGCCUAUGGCCGCCAUUGAGUCCCAGUCCAUGGACUUCUCCCGCCGCCUCCGAGAGCUGGCUGGACACACGGGCCCCACACCCCCUCUCUCGCCCGGCCGGGCCAACCCCCUGCACCGGCUGCUCAACCCCACCCUCUUCCAGCCGGGGCCCCGCCCCCCAUUCCUCAGCACCCCGCCCCUGCCGCCCGCCCCGCCCAACAGCAGCACCUCGCCGACGGCGCCGUCGGGCAAGGCCAAGUCCUGCGAGUUCUGCGGGAAGACCUUCAAGUUCCAGAGCAACCUGAUCGUGCACCGGCGGAGCCACACGGGCGAGAAGCCCUACAAGUGCCACCUGUGCGACCACGCCUGCUCCCAGGCCAGCAAGCUGAAGCGCCACAUGAAGACACACCUGCACCCGCGCAACGGCGGGUCCGUGGCGGGCCGCUCGGAGGACGGGCUGUCCACCGCCAGCUCCCCGGAGCCCGGCACCAGUGACGUUGCGGGGGAGGGGGCCAAGGGCAGGGCAGGGCGCAUCGGCGGUGAGGGCACGGGGCCGGAGAACGAAGAGGAGGAAGAGGAAGAGGAAGAAGAGGAGGAGGAGGAGGAAGAGCCGGAGAAUGACAGCAGGCCCGAGUCAGGGUUCAGCAUGGAGUCCGACUUCUGCCGCAGCCAAGAGAACGGGCCCAAGGCGGGCCCGGAUGAGAGGGGGCUCUCUCUGGGGAAGAGCUUGGAGGGCACGGGUCUGGGCGCUACGGAUCAGUAUGACGGCCUGACGGCAGACAACGGGAAAAAACUGCCCUUCCCCAAGCUGGACCAGGACGGGCAGCGCGGAAGGGGGGACGAGGACUUGGUGGUGGGACGGGCGGAGGGGGAGGAGCAGGUGACGGUGAACGGCAGGGACUGCAGCUCGGGGGACUCCUUCCCCGGCCUGUUCCAUCGCAGGUCCACCCCCAUCACCAGCCCCAGCCUGUCGGCCUCCUCCGCCAAGAGGAUCAAGCUGGAGGGCGAGCUGGACCUGCCGCCGGUCCCGCUCAUCCCCUCCGAGAACGUCUACUCCCAGUGGCUCGUGGGAUACGCCGCCUCCCGCCACUUCAUGAAAGACCCCUUCCUGGGGUUCGGCGCCUCCCGGCAGUCUCCCUUCGGCACGUCGUCGGAGCACUCGUCCGAAAACGGCAGCCUCCGCUUCUCCACGCCCCCGGGGGACGCGCUGGACGGGGGGUUCUCGGGGCGCAGCGGGACGGCCAGCGGGGGGAGCACCCCCCACCUGCGGGCGGGGCCCGGGCCCGGCCGGCCCAGCUCCAAGGAGGGCCGCAGGAGCGACUCGUGCGAGUUCUGCGGCAAGGUCUUCAAGAACUGCAGCAACCUGACGGUGCACCGGCGCAGCCACACGGGAGAGCGGCCCUACAAGUGCGAACUGUGCAACUACGCCUGCGCCCAGAGCAGCAAGCUGACGCGCCACAUGAAGACCCACGGCCAGUACGGCAAGGAGGUGUACCGCUGCGACAUCUGCCACAUGCCCUUCAGCGUCUACAGCACCCUGGAGAAACACAUGAAGAAGUGGCACGGCGAGCACCUGCUGCCCAGCGAGGUCAAACUUGAACAUGCAGAGAGGAGCUGAGCCCGCACCCCACCCCCCUCUACGCCGCCCUCACCCCACCCCGCCCCGCCCCAAAUCUGCCUCCCUGCUUCUUCAGUUAAGGGGUUAGCUGGAUUAUCUUUUUUUCUGAAAAAUCCAAUUUUGGGGUCUGUUCUUCUUUGAUGUUUUUCUUGUUUUGUUUUUAUUUUUUUUUUUACUUGGUGUGUUUUUUUUGUUGUUGUAAUUUGAGAGACCUGACGCAGACCCCUGAGAUAUGACA
This is a messenger RNA of Megalops cyprinoides (Indo-Pacific tarpon), 2993 nucleotides long. Its product is annotated as B-cell lymphoma/leukemia 11B-like. Lineage: Eukaryota; Metazoa; Chordata; Actinopteri; Elopiformes; Megalopidae. Bases 311 to 2755 code for a protein of 814 amino acids. Gene Ontology annotation, molecular function: RNA polymerase II cis-regulatory region sequence-specific DNA binding; DNA-binding transcription factor activity. Gene Ontology annotation, cellular component: nucleus. Gene Ontology annotation, biological process: positive regulation of transcription by RNA polymerase II. The record is from RefSeq and is a predicted model, not a curated record. The transcript is spliced from 3 exons.